Messenger RNA from Priapulus caudatus, 3043 nucleotides. RefSeq names its product protein GPR107-like. Gene Ontology annotation, biological process: transport. The transcript is spliced from 12 exons. Bases 1 to 2139 code for a protein of 712 amino acids. The record is from RefSeq and is a predicted model, not a curated record. NCBI's taxonomy places the organism in Eukaryota, Metazoa, Priapulida, Priapulimorpha, Priapulimorphida, Priapulidae. Gene Ontology annotation, cellular component: Golgi apparatus; membrane.
AUGGUGGCCAACUGCGCCGUGAAUUGUUUUGUGUGGCGCGUAUUUCUAACAACUCUACUAAUUGUUCUAAUAGAUAUAGAUCAAUCACAUGGAAGGAAGCACAACCUAACAUUAGAGGGAGAAGAUCGAUAUCAGAUUCCAUUGAGCACGUUUGGAUUCUAUAAGGGCGGAUAUCUGUAUGUAAAUGUAACAGCAUUCAGCUUUCAGCCCCACCGCAAACAUGCCCCUGAGCGAUUUGGAUUCACACUGGACAAGACUGUCAGUGGUGGAAUCACACCAGGAUUAGAGAAUCAUCCUGAAAAAUGUGUCUUUGACCAAAAGACUGUUACUGAUGCAUCAGUGUCAGUUAUAUUCUUAGAGUUGGACUUGGCAAAGCAUCGGUUAGAAACAGACAAAACAGGAGAUUUUACUGAGACAACAGUGUACAGAAACUACGAGCAUUAUACAGAUUGCCAAAUUAAUGGGUGUAGCCCUGGCAGCAGCAGUAGCAGCAGCAGCAGUAGUGGUAGCAGCAGCAGCAGCAGCAGCAGCAGCAGCAGCAGCAGUAGCAGCAGCAGUAGUAGUAGCAGCACCAGCAGCAGUAGUAGUAGUAGCAGCAGCAUAAAUGGUACUGGAAAUGGUGUCAGUGGUAGUGGCAAAAGCAGUAGUAGUAGGAAUGGUAUAGGUGGUGAUAAAAGCAGUAGCCAGAGCAUUAGCGUCAACAACACCAACAGUAGCCGGAGAAAGCGUGAUAGCAAAAGAAUCUUUCCUUCUAAUGACUCAGAUGAUGAGAAACCACUACUUGGAAGUAAGACUGUGUUUGACAAACCCUUCAAGCAUAAGCCACCUGCUGAUGAUAAGCAACCUGUCUCUAGUCGCGCGCUCGCUGAUCUGCUAGGCAGUGCCUCAUCUGACCAAGCAGUGACUACACCAUCAAACAUUUCUUCUCAGUCAACAGUUGGAGUGGCUGCAGUGCCAGCCCAGUCAAUAGAUGACAUAGUUGGCAAAGGAAGUACUGGAAAAGUUGGGCAUCUUGCAACAAAGCUUGAGCUGGUUCGGGAAACAGAUUAUGUUAUUAUCAGUGACAAUGCUGAUGGCUCAUACGGCGUCGAGUUCUUUAUAGCCAUAAACAAGGACAAUGAGGAAGGUCUGUACAACUUAUACUUCCACAGGUGUCCAGCAAAUGCCGAACCUCUGCACUUUACCUUUGUCAACCUAUCUGUAUAUGUGGAAGAAAGAAACAGUGAUGGUAACUACCUUUCUGCUGGGGAGAUGGCACUACCUACCCUCUAUUUUGGCAUGUCUAUUCUAUUCUUUGCUAUAGCAUCCACAUGGCUCGUACUACUCAGAAAAAACAGGGAUGAGGUAUUCAAGAUUCAUUACUUGAUGCUGGCCCUUGCCUACUGCAAGUCGCUAUCAUUGAUGUUCCACGCGUUCAACUACCACUACAUUGCCAGGGAUGGAUUCCACAUUGAGGCCUGGGCCGUGCUCUUCUACAUAACACAUUUACUAAAGGGGUCACUACUGUUCAUUACAAUUGUACUGAUUGGUACUGGCUGGGCAUUUGUGAAACCGAUCCUGUCGGACAGAGAUAAGAAGCUGUUCAUGAUUAUUAUUCCACUGCAGGUACUAGCAAACAUUGCACAGAUCAUUCUGGAGGAAACAGAAGAGGGUCAGCAACAGUAUGACACGUGGAAGGAGGUGUUCAUAUUAGUUGACCUGCUCUGUUGUGGCGCUAUUCUGUUUCCUGUUGCUAAACAACUUUCACAAAACAAACCAAUCCGAAUCCUCACUGAGAAAUCCCUGGUGGUUCCACAGCCUCCCUCAAACCAAACGUUGAUGUUAAGAGUCGAACCGCAUACAGUUUUCAUCUCUUUUCUCUUUCUCUCUCUAUUUCAGAUCACAGUGCCAUUUCAGUAUGAAUGGCUAGAUGAAUUGUUUAGUGAGCUGGCAACCCUGAUUUUCUUCACAAUGACUGGUUUCAAGUUUCGACCAAUGAGCAGUAAUCCGUAUCUGCAGAUAUCGCAGGAUGAUGAUGAAAUUGAGAUGGACCAGGUCUUAACAGAAUCCGGGGCUCUGGAGUCUGUACAUCUAGUCAGGAAGAAUGGUGGAGACGGUGACGGUGUCAGCAAGCGAGAGAGCAGUCAUGAUUACGACUGACCAUCUAGUCCAGUAACCAGUUGGUGGAAAGCUGUACCAAUAAUUACUCACUGUAGUGUGUAAUGGCUCUAUAACAUUGGAGAAAUGCAAAUCAUACUAUUAAUGUAUGGGUGUGAAGCAAGAGGUAGUAAGAGUUGGUUUGACCACGUAUAAAACUGUGUCCCAACAUUCCUCCUUUUGUAGUUGCAGCAUGUGACAGAGUACAAAUGGUGAACAAGUUUUAAGUUAUGCUAAUAUUUGUAUAGCAGAGUAAGUAUGCAUACACAAACAUCUGUGCAGCAGAAGGGUCUAAUCGCCAUGCCCAUUACUAUCCUUGGGCAUAGGUGUGUGACAUUUAUUCAGAAAGAGCCAUGCAGAGGGAGGAAACUAAUGCAUCCACGAGUCGUGUGUGUGUAAUGAGUGUCGUCCAUACAAGGGCAGAGACUGGAUGCUUGUGUGACAUCUGUAUAAUAUGUGCAAGGGCCUGCAUGGCAUCACCUGAGCAGAGGCAGCACGUGGAAGUUGGCAGAAUAUUAGAUCUACUGUAAAUGUGCAUUUACACUUUUCCAUUCUAAUUCUUAAUUUUUCCGAGUAAGGUAAUUGUGGUGUACCCUACUUUUUUUAAGAAACAAGUUCUAGUAGAUACAUUGUUUCAAGACUAUGGUAGAUACAAAAGGACUAUAAUGGAAUUGUUACCUUGUAACAGCUAAGUGUAACAGUGAUAUGUCAAUGGUAAAUUAUUGUGAUUGUUGUGCUUCACCAAAAUUAUUGUAUUUAAGCAAUGUAGAAUAAAUUAUAUUAACUAAUAAGACUAUAAGAAUGAUAUGAUACUAAACAAUAACAUGAUGAUGAAAACAUUAUUUUAAACAAAUAACUGUACAUACUCUGGUGAAUUAAAAAUAAACAUAAAUUAUGUACACAGUGA